AUUUUCCAUCAACAAUAAUAUCCUGCCUGUACUUGUUGAAACAUUGUACGUAUCUUCUAAAUAGCAAAGAGAAGAUGGGUAUUAGUUAUGACAGGAAAGCUGAACUCAUAGCGUUCGACGAAACCAAAACCGGGGUGAAAGGACUUGUAGAUGCGUGAAUAACGGAGGUCCCUCGGAUAUUCCUCGUACCUUCCCCUGAAAACUUAAACUCCGACCAAGAGCUUAGUCUUCCGACCAUCGACCUCAAAGGAAUCCAUGAAGAUCCUAUUCGGAGAAAGCAGGCGAUGGAAGAAGUGAAGGAUGCGUUGGGCAGUUGGGGGUUCUUUCAGAUAGUGAACCAUGGAAUUCCGGUUGACGUGUUGGAGGAUAUGAAAAAAGGAGUUUUAGGGUUUUUUGAGCAGGAUAGUGAGGUGAGGAAGCAGUGGUACACAAGGGAUCGCUCUGCGAAUAGGGUGGUGUAUAACAGCAACUUUGACUUGUACUCUGCACCGGUGACUAACUGGCGAGACUCUUUCGUGUGCCGCAUGUAUCCGAAUCCUCCUCAACCAGAAGAGUUGCCACCGCCUUGCAGAGAUAUUUUGUUGGAGUACUCGAGCCAAGUAAUGAAACUCGGAUGUUCUAUAUUGGAACUGAUGUCCGAGGCUCUAGGGCUCGAACCUAAUCACCUUUGGGACAUGGGAUGUGCUACACAACUUCAAGUAACAAGCCAUUACUAUCCUCCUUGUCCACAACCUGAGUUAACAAUGGGCAUAACCGAACAUACUGAUGCUGGUUUCAUUACGAUUCUUCAACAAGAUCAGAUUGGUGGUCUCAAGGUCCUUUACAAGGACCAAUGGACCCAUGUUCAUCCUAUACAAGGAGCUCUUGUUGUAAAUGCGGGAGAUCUUUUACAGCUAAUUACAAACGACAAGUUUGUUAGCGCACAACACAAAGUAGUGGCAAACAAGGUAGGUCCACGAAUAUCGGUGGCUUCAUUUUUUUUGACAGACCUGAUGACUCAAAACCCUAAGGUAUUAGAACCGAUUAAAGAGUUGCUUUCUGAGGAUAAUCCAGCCAAGUAUAGAAGCACGACCGGAAAAGAAUUUUUGGAUUACUUCUACAAAAAAGGACUUGAUGCAACACCUGCUCUUACGUAUUUCAAGAUAUAGCAGAAUUACACAUUGUUCGGGAAAAUGGAACCAUGAUGAAGCUCUCCAUUCUAGGGCUGUACAAUAAGCAUGGAAUUUCAGUGUGAUUUAGUAGACAAAUGAUGCUUUUUUAUAUUAUAAUUUUAGACCUUAGUGAUUGUAUUAUGGUUAGACCUACUAUUUAUGUAAUGGUAAGUUCAUUCUUAUUAAUCUUCUCCAAGCAUAUAUCAUAUUUUUCUCUAUGAGAGUUGUAAGAUCCCCGAGUGCACUAUUAAUGAUAAUAAAUUUCUGAUUAA
Messenger RNA from Lactuca sativa (garden lettuce), 1423 nucleotides. RefSeq names its product 1-aminocyclopropane-1-carboxylate oxidase homolog 1. Lineage: Eukaryota; Viridiplantae; Streptophyta; Magnoliopsida; Asterales; Asteraceae. The record is from RefSeq and is a predicted model, not a curated record.